Messenger RNA from Pararge aegeria (speckled wood butterfly), 1838 nucleotides. RefSeq lists its product as uncharacterized. NCBI's taxonomy places the organism in Eukaryota, Metazoa, Arthropoda, Insecta, Lepidoptera, Nymphalidae. The record is from RefSeq and is a predicted model, not a curated record. The transcript has 2 exons. The coding region runs from base 141 to 1838 and encodes 565 amino acids.
UGGUCUCAUAUUAAAUCAGUCUGUUAUCCACUGCCUGGUUUUAUUGCGUCAUACGUAACUGGCGACGAGUUUUAUCGAUAUUUCACUAAUAAUAGUUAGAUUCAUAGUGAUAAAUACGUUUCAAAGUCUUUAUUGGGAACAUGCCUUACGGAAAAAUUGAAAGUUUCGAUUUGUCAUCGCGAAAGUGGACGAUAUACGUAAAUCGUGUAAAACAAUUUAUCGCCUUGAACGAAAUUAAAAAUUCUCUGCAUGUUGCCACGUUAAUAACCGUAGUUGGAGAACCAACCUACGAUUUGAUGUGUGAUUUGUGCGCGCCCGAUAAACCGGAGGAUAAAACGUUCGACGUACUGGUUGAAAUAGUAAAGAAGCAUCUAGAACCCAGGCGUUCGGAAAUCGCAGAACGGCAUAUCUUUCGUCAGCGGCGACAAAAGCCGGGUGAAGAUUUGAGUUUGUAUUUACAAACCCUUAAACAUCUGGCUAGUACGUGCAAUUUUGCUGAAAAAUUGGAAGAAAACUUAAGAGACCAGUUCGUCUCGGGGCUUGUUAACGACGAGAUGCGAAGUCGUAUAUUCGCGGAAACGGACUUGAACUACAAGAGGGCAGUGGAAUUGGCGCUGGCGCUGGAGGCGGCGGAGCGGCACGCGGAGGCAAGCGGCUCGGGCGGCACGGCGCCGGGCGCGGGCCCGCACGGCGCGGCGGUCGCGGGUGGCGCCGGCGCGGCUCCUGUACAGGUGCAUAAGCUGGACGCGGCGGACAGCGGCGGGCCGCGCGGCGCGCGUCAGCGGCAUUGUUGGAGGUGCGGGCGGCAGCACCCGGCCGAAAGGUGCAAGUUUCGGCAAUAUACUUGUGAUCUGUGCAUGGCGAAAGGCCAUUUAAAGAACAUGUGCAAAAAUGUGAGUGAGCGUCCUAGUCAGUUUACGAAGAAGAAGAAGAAUCAGUUUUUUUUAGAAGCUGAAACGGAGAACGACGAUAGUGAUUUUUAUAACAUACAGGUUGAUGGCGUUGCGGAUAAACCGUAUGUAGUACAAAUUUUUAUACAAAGUGUCCCUAUAAAUUUUGAAGUCGAUACGGGUAGUAAAAUAUCAGCAAUCAAUGAACAUAUGUUUAAAAUGUAUUUUCAAUCUUGUGAAGUGUUUGAAUGUAAUUUAACCUUAAGGUCCUAUACGGGGAAUGUGAUCAAACCCAUCGGUUUUAUUAGAGUUCUAGCGCGGUAUGUUAAUUGUAAUGGCGAGGAGCGCACGGCGCGGGCGCUACCGCUGUACGUCAUACCGGGCGGUGGUCCGCCGAUACUAGGCCGGGCGUGGCUGCGACAUUUACAGCUGAAUAAUAUCAGCAUAAGGUUAAAUCAUUUGGGACAACCGAACACGGUUGAUGAGACGGAGCAGAUAAUUUUAAAUUUUAAACAAGAAUUUUCUGAUGUUUUUGCCCCCGGAUUGGGUACUUGUACUAAAAAGUUUUCGUUACGGCUGAAAGAUGAUGAACCAGUUUUUCAUAAAGCACGCAAUCUACCGCUAGCGUUGCGUGAACCUGUAGAAAAGGAGAUUCAACGUUUAGUUAGUCAGGGCACUAUUGUCAGAGUGGAAAAUUCAGAUUAUGGGACCCCAAUCGUCCCCGUUAUCAAGAAAUGUGGCAGUAUUCGAAUAUGCGGCGACUAUAAGGUCACUAUCAAUCCUAAAUUGAAGCGCGAACCGUACCCGUUGCCGCGCGUCUGCUACCUCGGUCAUAUUAUCGACAGGGACGGCCUACGGCCGGACCCCAAGAAGAUCAGAGCCAUUGCCGAAUCACCCCGUCCCACUGAUGUUCAACAGCUCAAGGCGUUGGUAGGUCUCGUUAACUAA